CACUGUACCAUGAACCAUUUUUAUGCAAAUACCUGUCUUCUUUAUUCAGUAAUUAACACUUGUGUGAAAAUACAAUUUUUGUAGGUUUGAAACUAUAAAAGAGACACUUGACUUGAGUCUCGUGCUGUCAUGUGGAUCAAAAAUAAAUAGGAAAUUUAUUAACAGUUGGAACUUAUUGAAAAAUGUUUAAAAAGUAUCUAAUUUGUUUCUUUAUUAUAUUAUUUCUAUUGAAAUCUUCAGCUAAUUUAUUUGGAUAUAAAAAACACCAGCAACAUUUAUGGCCCAAAGAGUUCAAACAAUGUGGUGGCAAAAUGCAAUCUCCAGUUGCUAUUUCAACAUCCAAAGUUAUUGUCUUACCUCUACCUGCUUUGGAGAUGAAUGGAUAUCACAAUAUUUUACCGCGAUUAUCAAUGAUUAAUAAUGGUUAUUCAGUAUCUUUAAGUGUUGAUUCCAAACCCAUGGAUAAACCACUUCCUCAUAUUUUCGGUGCUACGUUAAAUGAUAGCCAUCGAUAUGAAUUAGAAGGUUUACAUUUCCAUUGGGGGAUGAAAAAUAAUCGUGGCUCCGAACAUGUUAUUAAUGGUGUUCGAUAUCCUAUGGAAAUGCAUAUAAUUCAUAGAAACACACUUUAUACGAAUAUAAAAAAUGCUCAACAACAUAAAGAUGGAUUAGUAGUACUGGCUGCAUUUUUCCAACUCCAAGAUGAUGAUAAUGACAAUUUGAAUCCAAUUUUAAGAAAUUUACAGUCAGUUCAGUGGAAAAAUACCGCAGUAAAAAUGAAUAUUUCCAUAACACUAAAUUCAAUAUUACCAAAGAUCAUUGAUACUUAUUACAUUUACAAGGGAUCAUUGACUACUCCUCCUUGCAGUGAAGUUGUGACAUGGUUUAUAUUUUCGAAUCCUAUACCGAUAUCAUUUCGACAGAUGAAUAAAUUUCGACUACUCUCUAAUGGAGAAGAUAUCCUUGCAGAUAAUUACAGAAAAUUACAAGAACUAGGUAAUCGUAAGGUAUAUCUUCGAAAAAUAACAAAUAAUUUUACUUAUAAUGAAAAAUUUAUGAAUUUUAAUUUUUCCAAUUUAGAAUGGUUUUGGAAAUAA
Molecule: messenger RNA, 1097 nt
Organism: Chelonus insularis
Lineage: Eukaryota; Metazoa; Arthropoda; Insecta; Hymenoptera; Braconidae
Product: carbonic anhydrase 2-like
Exons: 5
Coding region: 183-1097 (304 amino acids)
Biological process (GO): one-carbon metabolic process
Cellular component (GO): plasma membrane
Molecular function (GO): carbonate dehydratase activity; zinc ion binding
Source: RefSeq, a predicted model, not a curated record